AUGGUUGUGACUGACUUUGUCCCGCGGCAGUUUCACAUCGCAGGUGGAACACACGUGAUUGACAGGUCUGGAUUGUUUAUGUCCCGCCCCUAUGGUCCGUCUCCUCGGUGGAGCGGACAGAGGUGUGCGAGUGCCAGGCUUCUGUUUCAGGUCAGCACAUACAUCACUGACACAGAGGCAGUCACUGGGACGGCCCGGAUACUGCCCUCCCCCUCUCCCCCUUCACCCUCCACCCCAGUGUCAGGUGUGAGCUGCUCCAUUCGUCCAUUCGUUAUACAGGUAUGA
Molecule: messenger RNA, 285 nt
Organism: Knipowitschia caucasica
Lineage: Eukaryota; Metazoa; Chordata; Actinopteri; Gobiiformes; Gobiidae
Source: the annotation of a GenBank genome assembly